This is a messenger RNA of Mycena indigotica, 3996 nucleotides long. RefSeq lists its product as uncharacterized. The record is from RefSeq and is a predicted model, not a curated record. Bases 1 to 3996 code for a protein of 1331 amino acids. The transcript has 13 exons. NCBI's taxonomy places the organism in Eukaryota, Fungi, Basidiomycota, Agaricomycetes, Agaricales, Mycenaceae.
AUGCAACCACCACCAGAACCUCCAAGCCCACCAGUUGCUCCAAUCCAAGUUGAAAUAAUUGAAGAGCGCCCCCCAGAGCUUCCAACAUACCGUAAAAGUGGCUUACCGGACCGAAAGCGCCGCGUUCCAGCCAAACUAAAUAAUGCUGCGCCAACUCCACUGCCCCGUCUUCGCCGAAAGGCUUCAUCUCAGUUGCUACCUCAACCUGCGCCUAAUACCGUGCAGUCGAUUGCCGAGCCUGAAUCUCCGCUCGAAUCGCAACCUUCAACAUGGAUUCGAACAGAGCCUAAUCAUUUUGGGCUGUACAAAGUUUAUCCUCAGCGUCCCACCCACGAUCCUGACGAACAUGCAACGCUAAACGACUUAUAUUGCGCGCCAAAGGACCAAAUCAACUGGGAUAAUUUACCCCUUCCGAAAGAGCCUUGGUAUUAUCCAUUUCCGAAUGCAUCAGUUGCGCACCUCAUGAAAUAUCACAUCGAAGAGGAAAAUCCUGGGUCUAUCGGCGGUUUUGACCGAUUUAUCCAGAAUAUUCUCCAACCCAACGACGAAGCCGAGUCAGAUGGCGUGGACCUUCGUGACCUCCCUCAACCAUUCUCGACCAAGAAGUUUCUUGAACAACUCGACAAGAAUGGAAUAGAACCUCUUGGGGUCACUGACAAGUGGAUUUCUGGGAGCGUCCAGCUCAAAAUGCCCUGCGUUGGACACUCUCAAAAAGAGUGUGAUGCUCCUACUUUCACGGUCACCGACAUACACUACCGACCUCUUCUUGACCCUAUUAGAGAGGUUCUCCAAGGGCCUUUAUUCGAAAAGCUCCAUACUACGCCGUUCUCCCUUCGUUUCGACCCCACCUUCGACUCGACAUCAGCUGACAUCGUACUCGACGACGCCAAUCCUCCCCUUAAUGAAUAUGGACUACCUGGCCUUCCUCCGGGUCACGAAGAGGUCUUUGGAGAAUUAUACACAUCGGCGGCAUUUCUUGAGGCAUACAAAGCAAUCCCGCAACCCCCUCCUCCGCAAUCUCCAGAGGACCCUGUUGAGAGUAUUAUUAUGGGUAUAAUGGAAUGGUCUGAUGCGACCCACCUUGCUCAAUUCGGGACUGCAUCGCUGUGGCCCGGUUAUACCUUCUUUGACAACCAUCCGAAGGGAUUUCGAGCUAAACCAUCCUCAAAUGCUGGCUUUCAUCAAGCGUAUUUUGCUACCGUAUGUUAUUUGCCUAUUCUUGCGAUGAUGCUCACGGUCUUGCAGCUCCCAGACUCUAUACGGGACACAUAUCGUGCUCAUUAUGGGUGCGACAUGUCGGAUGAAGUAUACAAGCAUCUCAAACGCGAGUUAAUGCAUCGAAUAUGGGAUCUUCUUCUCUCAGAAGACUUCAUUGAUGCAUAUGACAACGGUAUCAAAAUUCGAUGUUGGGACGGCAUUGUUCGUCUUGUUUUCCCUCGUUUCUUUAUCUAUGGGGCAGAUUAUCCUGAGAAGAUUUUGCUUGCUACUAUUGGCAGCCUGGGCGGCCAUCCUUGCCCUCGUUGCUUCAUUCAAAAACGACAAAUCGCUGAAACUGGCACGGUGAACGACAUGAAGCGACGGCAAGUCAUUCGAGUCGACGAUCAUCCUCGACGAGAAACUAUUGAGGAUGCGUGUCGAGCUGCCUUUGAAAAUGGUUUUGUUAUUGGCGGUCCAAAUUCCUCGGUUGAUAAAAUGUUGAAAGGGAGUUCCUGGGUUCCAGUUCGCAAUGCGUUCACCAAGCUCAACACGGAAAAGACUCCCUUCAACUUUUAUACGAUGUUUGUCCCGGACCUGCUCCAUGAAGUUGAACUUGGAGUUGCAAAAGCAAUUAUUACCCAUCUCAUUCGCAUGCUCCAGACUUUCAAACAGGUCGACGAGUUUGAUCAACGAUUUCAGCAAGUUGAAACCUUUGGGCGCUCUGUUAUCCGCACAUUUAGUCACAAUGUUUCGGAUAUGAAGUACGCAGCAGCUCGCAAUUUUGAGGAUGUACUGCAGUGCAUUCUUCCUGUUGUUGACGGUUUAUUUCCCCUUCACCAGCAGCUCGUUGAUCAACUCUGUUUUGAACUGGCUCUCUGGCACGGCAACCACCAAUCUUCUCACAACUAUACGACGGUUCGCACGAGAGACAGCCGAUAUCAAGACCUGCCUCGUGAAGAACGUCGAAGGGCCAACCAAGCAUCCAAGGCGGCGACGGCGAAAGCAGCGGCGGCGAAAGCAGCAACAGCGGUUACUGAUAUUCAACCAACAACACUUCCUCAAAACCCGGUUCCUCCCGUUCCCCCUUCUCUACGCUCGAGUGCCACAUCAAAGCCCAAACCCAAACCUAAACCCAAGCCUAAGUCGAAGGCGAAGGCAAAGACGAAGGCAAAGUUAAAAUCAACUGGUCCUGCUAUACCGUUGGCGAAUGCAAGUGACAACGAGACACUGAUACCUGGGCUGCCAACACCCAUUGCGGACCACUCAUCUGAUUCAGCAAUGCUGUCGGCAAACCCAGAUGGUGACCUACCGCCAGCGGCUGGCCCAUCGACACGAAUCACCGACCACUUGUCUACGCCAGCUGACGCGCCAAGUUCGUUGGCUACACCGGGUUCAUCGACUACAAUCACAAGCACAACUCCCCCUGCUCUGCCCAAACAAAAGGGAGAACAGGUUGAGAAGCCGUUCAAUUUAAUCACGUUCAAAUUGCACUCGCUCCCCGACUAUCCGGAUGCCAUCCUGCGUUACGGAACCACUGACUCAUUUUCAACUCAGAUUGGCGAGCUUGCUCACAGGCUCGUCAAAUAUCUGUACCGUCGCACGAACAAGCGAGAUCAUAGGCGGAGAGAAAAGCUGCUGAGAAAGCAACUGCAACGGGAGCUAUCCCCCCCGCCGACCAAACAACCAAGUGCUGCUGAAGUAAGCAAAGCACGUCGCAAUCGACAACAACUGGUGUCCACUCUCCGUCCCAAACCUUCGUCGUCAUCAUAUGGUGCCUAUGUUCCUCCGGAACAGCAUCAUUAUAUCUCUGACUCGAAGAGAUCAUUUUGGCAUCUUUCGGACAUCAACAUGGAGGAUGAAGAGGAAGUUUUGGAUACUGGUACUGACGGGCCUCCCAUAGAACCCAUGGAGAUUGAUCAGUCGUACUCCGAUCCCGCACUCAAGGACUUUACUCCUAAACUCAAGGCUUACUUGCGACGUCAACUUCUCGGCCUUGACGAUGAUGUUCAGCUCACUAAGGAGGAUUUGCUCAAUGUGAUUGUCGAGAAGGAUUUACUUUACACUCAUGCAACCAUGAAGGUCAACUACACAACGAUUCAAUCGAUCCUCACCGUUACUGGUAUGGCGAAAUUUUUGGGCAUAUUCCAUGUCUAUGCGUUACUGGCAGACCACCCUAGUAAAGCAAAGCGCAUGGAAUUCCUUUGGGUUCGAUGGUUCCGACGCGAUAUGACCUACACCUGCGGACUCAAAGUAAAACGCUUCCCGCGCCUUGGCUACAUGCUGCAUGAGGAUCCCGAUGCUUUCGGUUUUCUCGAUCCUCAAGAUAUUGUGCGGGGCAGUCAUUUGAUACCUGCUUUUCGCCACGGACAAACAAUGGAGUAUCUUCCCAAGUCUGUGGCUCGACCCGAAUCUAGCAGAAACGAAGACUGGCGAUUCUAUUAUGUUAAUAUGGUGGUCGAUCGCGACAUGCUUAUGCGGUACCAUGAUAAUGUCAUUGGCCAUCGCAAGAUUACGCCUCUCCAACUGUCGGACGACAGUCUUUCCACAAUCGACAACAACCUUGCGGUCUCAUCUGAUCAGACACUGUUGAGCGAAGCAGUGGAUGACCCGUCCUCAAUAAAGGAUACUACUAUGCCCUUGAUGCAGGUUGACGGGGAUAACAGCGAUUCAGAGGAGGAGGAUGCUGAUUGGCGUGGAGACGCGAUAUUUGAACAGGACAACGAAGAGGCUGAUCAUGAAGAUGAACCGUUGUAUGGAGGUGAUGCGGCAGUUAUCAAUCACCUUGGUCUGGCCGAAUAG